Molecule: messenger RNA, 3280 nt
Organism: Seriola aureovittata
Lineage: Eukaryota; Metazoa; Chordata; Actinopteri; Carangiformes; Carangidae
Product: V-set domain-containing T-cell activation inhibitor 1-like
Exons: 8
Coding region: 712-2013 (433 amino acids)
Biological process (GO): negative regulation of T cell proliferation; T cell costimulation; positive regulation of T cell proliferation
Cellular component (GO): external side of plasma membrane
Source: RefSeq, a predicted model, not a curated record
GUCACAACACUCGAGCGAGAGAGCGUCUUCACCCACUCCUCAUGUCACCCGCUCUGCGCGCUUCAAACCAGCUCGAGGAAACUCCCCUCGCCUUUAAAUCAGAGCGACAGAGAGUGAGCGCUUUAUCAGCGGCAGGAACCCUCACGUUUCCUCACCCCUCUUUGAUGUGAAGCACCGACUUCACCUGUGUUUGUUUCAGAGCGUGAAGAUAGUGUCAAGAUAACGUUUGAGGGUUUUAUUGUGCGUAACGGGCAGAUGCAUCCUCUUCCCUUUUCGCUCGAGAGUCCACUCCAGAGAUAAAAGGAAAAAAGGGCUCAAUGUGGAGAAGGAGAAGAAAUGACGGAGAGGAAAAGAGAAACAGAAGUUGUGCGGGAAUGAAAGGCCUUGCAGAGCUCCAGCUGCAAAUCUCGCUUUUAUUUUGAAAUGACGAUGAAAAGGACGGUUUGAGGGUGAAGGCAGCCAAAUCCUCCGCGCUCAUCAAAGGAUCAAACCUGAAUUUUCCUGAGAAAGCUGCACAUAGAGAUCCAAGGAAAAAACCUGCCACAGCAAAAAAAAAAAGAAAAAGGCUGGAAAGUCUCGUUUGAAAUCGCCACGGUGGAAGAAGCAUGGACUGAAGGCCUGGCUGCAUCAUCCAAGUGUGUGUGCAUGUGUGUGUGUGUAUGUGUGUGUGUGUGUGUGUGUGUUUUAGAUGCGUCUAGCUGAAAGGAAAUCAUGUCAGCGAUACACACCUGGGCCUGUUUCCUCCUCUGGAUCAGCUUUGCAAAACCGGACAAAACGCCAGACGUCACCGUGACGUGCUUCGUCUCGGAGGAGUGCGUGCUCCCCUGCAGCUUCCAGCCCGGCAGCGAGGAGACCAUCGAGUGGUUCAGACAGGACGUGGUCGUCUACAAGUUCGAGCGGGAUGACGACGAAGACGACGACGGCGAAGGCGACGGCGACAGUAGCAGCAGCGAGGAGCACUCUGACCCGAAGCAGCUCGGUGGGCGCGCAUCCGUCUUCCCGCACCUGGUAUCCCGUGGCAACGCCACGCUGAUCCUCAGGGGGAGUGGCCUCAGGGACAGAGGCACGUACAGGUGUCACGUCCGCACGUCUAACGGAGAACACAACGCAAAAGUGAUCUUGAAGGUGGAAGCACCCAUUAGAGGCUUGUCUCUGGAGCUGUCGAGGCUGAGCGGCUACGAGGAGAUGAAGUGUACCGUCCGUAACGUCUUCCCAGCUCCUCGCGUCACCUGGACGACCGAGCCGGCCACCUUCGAGGACCUGCGACCGGUCACGCGCAUGCUGGCCGACAAACACGGACUGUACACGGUCGACAGCCGCCUCAAGUUACUGAACGGACAGUCUAACCUCAUCUACAUCUGUAGAGUGACAACCCCCUACGGCAACCCGACCUGGACCGCCUCGCUCAGGGAACGAGAAAUAAGAGGAACUCAAGGGAUAGAUCUGACCAUCCCCUGCUCCUCCCCUUCUUACCUCACCAACCCCUCCCUGGAUUGGAGCUUCUCCAACGGCGAGGACCCCUCCCACAUCAUCACCUACAACAGUCAGUCGGGGGACAGCAUUUCCUCGGCGCCGUGGGACAAGCACGUGGAGCUGGACGGCUUCAGGGUCCCGUUUGGAGACGGCUCUCUGCGACUCAUGGACCCCAAGCACUCGGAGCACACGGGCAGCUACACCUGCGUCUUCUCCAUGCCGCACAACACGCACACCGAGCGCACCGACCUCACCAUCGACGGCCCUGUCGGUGAGCGAAUCACAUCAGAGGGGCCGUCUCAUUGGUGGAUCGUGGGCCUGGUGAUCGCAGGGCUGGUUCUCGCUCUGGCGGGAAUGCUGGGCUACCUGAAGAUGAAAGGAAGCAUAGGGAGGAAGCCGAGGAACGACCCCGAGGAGGUGACGGAGCUGCACCUGGUGAAAGACUCGACGGGAGACGGAAACCUGAACGAGAGCAGCGCUCUGGGUGUCGGCGGCACGAACGGACAGUCCGGCCUCCACGCCGGCUCUCAGACGACCUGAGGACAGCCGGGCCACACACCUGAACUAACACAAAACUAACACAAACACACACGCACAGCUACACACUGAAGAGGAACUAAGAACACAACGUUUCUUUUCUUCUUUUUGUUUUUACUGAAUUAUACGAAAGACUUUCAAAUGACUACUCCGCCAUGUUUGGUGUCACUCGUCUUGGGCUCUUUGGAUUCUUACAGGAAACCCUGAUGAACUGCUGUUUUUCAUGCCGACGUGUAGAACGGACGCUCGAUGUUUUCAUGAAGGGUUUGUGAACCCCAGACAAUGUCGCUUUGAGACGCUUGAAGCGCUUUUCCUGCUGAGUCUAAACUUUCCAGUGAACCUGAGGAACUUCAGCUGCGUUUCUACCAGGGGAAGGAAGGUCUAAGUCCCAGGAAGUCCCGCCUCACGGGGGCUGUACUUCCUGAGCUGCGGGGGGGUGGGGGGGGUGGGGGGGUCAGUAGCUGGGAGGCUGUUCGGUCAAAAUAGCUCCUGGAGGUUCUCUCUACUUUCCCCUGGCGGCUUUUUGUUCACUACUGUCUAAUCGUGUCAGUCGCUAUGGGAACAAUUAAAUCACAAAAUUAACUCCGACAGAUGUGGGGAAAAAAGAAAAUAAAAAUGGGGGAACAGCUUCCCCCAUUUUUAGACUCAACUCAGCCCCAGUGAGCGGAUUCCACUGAAAUGAAUUUAAUUUAUUGUGACAUUUUAGUUCCUGGUGUGACUUCAGUCACACGGGGAUAUUUACUAUAUCUAUCACAGGUUCUGUAAGGGACUAAUGUUUCCUGAUUUAGUUUCUGGAACAACAUUUUUCAAAAUGAAGGGAAGAAUAAAUUAGAAGAACGUUCUGUGCGACUGAAACAAAGUUUUUGAACUUUAUGAUGAAUUUUUAUGAUGUUUGAAGGUGAAGUCUUUUCUCUUGUCUACCCCUGGGACACUUUGGGUUUCAGGCUUCUGCUGUUGGACUGACUACUGACUGUCUGCUACCCACAAUGCCCUGCUGGAUUUCCACCUUCAGUCACUGAGGUUAAAAUAACUGCAAAACAGGUCAAACUCCCUCUGGGAAUAAAAGUGACUGAAAAAAAACCCCCACAGACUUUUAUUUUGCUGUAGGAAGUAAAACUUUAACCUGCUGUUAAACAUUGAUGAGAAAUCAAUAAUCAACAGCAGAAUAGUUGAUCUUUGAUCGCUGCCACACCGCUCAUGAAAUAUACCCAACCUCUGUCACAAAUGUGUCAUAAUUAAUGUAAUGCCAUUAAAAAGACUAAUCACUGAA